Molecule: messenger RNA, 2586 nt
Organism: Zonotrichia leucophrys gambelii
Lineage: Eukaryota; Metazoa; Chordata; Aves; Passeriformes; Passerellidae
Gene: HAS3
Product: hyaluronan synthase 3
Exons: 4
Coding region: 95-1741 (548 amino acids)
Biological process (GO): hyaluronan biosynthetic process; extracellular matrix assembly
Cellular component (GO): plasma membrane
Molecular function (GO): hyaluronan synthase activity
Source: RefSeq, a predicted model, not a curated record
CCCGCCGCGGUAUAAAGGGGCCGCACGGGCCGGGCCGGGCGCACAGCGGCGGCGGCGGGUGGGGAACGGCGGCACCGCCACCGGCACCUCCACGAUGCCAGGGAGCCUCUCCACGGCCCUGCGUGUCGUGGGGACCAGCCUCUUCGCCGUGGCGGUGCUGGGGGGAAUCCUGGCCGCCUACGUCACAGGGUACCAGUUCAUCCACACGGAGAAGCACUACCUCUCCUUCGGCCUCUACGGGGCCAUCCUGGGGCUGCACCUCUUCAUCCAGAGCCUCUUCGCCUUCCUGGAGCACCGGCGCAUGCGGGGCGAGGGGCAGCCGGUGCGGCCGGGGCGCUCCGUGGCCCUGUGCAUCGCCGCCUUCCAGGAGGACCCCGACUACCUGACCAAGUGCCUGCGCUCCGUCAAGCGCAUCGCCUUCCCCGACCUCAAAGUGGUGAUGGUGGUGGACGGCAACGGCCCCGACGACACCUACAUGCUGGACAUCUUCCACGACGUGAUGGGCUCCGAGCGCUGCGGCAGCUACAUCUGGAGGAGCAACUUCCACGCCUGGGGCGAGGGGGAGACGGAGGCCGGGCUGCGGGAAGGGCUGGCCCGAGUUCAGGCGCUGGUCCGCAGCAACACCUACUCCUGCAUCCUGCAGAAGUGGGGCGGGAAGCGGGAGGUGAUGUACACGGCCUUCCGGGCGCUCGGAGACUCCGUGGACUAUAUCCAGGUGUGUGACUCAGACACCGUGCUGGACCCCGCCUGCACCGCCGAGAUGCUCCGCAUCCUGGAGGCCGACCCCCACGUCGGCGGCGUCGGCGGCGAUGUCCAGAUCCUGAACAAGUACGACUCGUGGCUGUCCUUCCUGAGCAGCGUGCGGUACUGGAUGGCCUUCAACGUGGAGCGCGCGUGCCAGUCGUACUUCGGGUGCGUGCAGUGCAUCAGCGGCCCCCUGGGCAUGUACCGCAACGCGCUGCUGCAGCAGUUCCUCGAGGACUGGUACCACCAGACCUUCCUGGGCAGCAAGUGCAGCUUCGGGGACGACCGGCACCUCACCAACCGCGUGCUCAGCCUGGGCUACCGCACCAAGUACACGGCUCGCUCCAAGUGCCUGACGGAGACGCCCACGCGGUACCUGCGCUGGCUCAACCAGCAGACCCGCUGGAGCAAGUCCUACUUCCGUGAGUGGCUCUACAACGCGCUCUGGUUCCACAAGCACCACCUCUGGAUGACCUACGAGUCGGUGGUCACCGGCUUCUUCCCCUUCUUCCUCAUCGCCACCGUCAUCCAGCUCUUCUACCGCGGCCGCGUCUGGAACAUCCUCCUGUUCCUGCUGACGGUGCAGCUGGUGGGCGUCAUCAAGGCCACCUACGCCUGCUUCCUGCGCGGCAGCGCCGAGAUGAUCUUCAUGUCCCUCUACGCCCUCCUCUACAUGUCCAGCCUGCUGCCCGCCAAAAUCUUCGCCAUUGCCACCAUCAACAAGUCGGGCUGGGGCACCUCAGGGCGCCGCACCAUCGUGGUGAACUUCGUGGGGCUGCUGCCGGUGUCCGUGUGGGUGGCGGUGCUGCUGGGCGGGCUGGCCUACACCGCCUACAGCCAGGACCUCUUCAGCGAGACCGAGGUGGCCUUCCUCGUCUCGGGUGCCAUCCUCUACGCCUGCUACUGGGUGGCCCUGCUCACCCUCUACCUGGCCAUCGUUGCCCGCCGCUGCGGCAAGAGGCAGGAGCAGUGUGGGCUGGUCUUCACUGAGGUCUGACCGUGGGGUGGUUCCCGGUGCCACGCCAUCCAAUGUGUCAGGGUAGCCACCGCCAUCCCCUCUUGCCCAUCCUGGAACCACCAGGUGCUGGGGUGAUCCCACGUGCUGGAGUGAACACCCCCAGGCCCCUUUUUCCCAAUCCCGGAGCUGCUGGGCAGCGCUGAGCGCUCCCAACCCUUGGCGUUUCUCAUCAGAUCUUGAAAUCUUGCUUUUAUUCUUUAUUAAGGUGCAAACUUUUCCUAUACUUUCCUUUUUUCCAUCCCAAGCUGGCCACGGAGAAGCCGAGCCAGGGCUGCCCAUCACCCAGCCAGGUGCUGCCAGCGACAUCCCAGCUGUGCCCUAUGGAGCAUCCCGGUGUGGAGCGCUGCUGGCCGCGCUCCCACACCCCAUUCCAGAACCUUCCACCCCUCGGUGCUUUUACAGGGAUUCCAGUCCCUCCUCCGUGGUGCUAGAGCACUUCCCCACCCCAGGACACACAGUGUGCCAGCCCUGCUGGCUGCGCUGCCUCUGCCCCACGGCUGCGUGCGGGCGCGUACCCACGGGCAGCCCCCAGGCCUCUCGGGGGUCUGGCUGCUCCAGGAGGGCAGCAGGUUCCUUCAGCUUUGCCAAAGAGCCAAGGGGGGAUCCUGGCAUGGAGAGACUGGGAAAUCUGGGGGGCUGUGUGCCGGCCGGGGCGUUGCUGGAGACCCCUUGGGGCCGUGUCACGCUCUGGCCACCCCACGGCCCUGUCACUCCCACCCCAAAACCUUCCCAGCAGUGGGGAGAUGGGGAUUUAGGCAAGGUGCUUCCCAACUUUCCCCUCCCCAGGGAAUUCACCUGUGGGUCCUUUUUUCAGGACUUGGGUA